This is a messenger RNA of Quercus lobata, 1392 nucleotides long. Its product is annotated as disease resistance protein RGA2-like. The transcript is spliced from 3 exons. NCBI's taxonomy places the organism in Eukaryota, Viridiplantae, Streptophyta, Magnoliopsida, Fagales, Fagaceae. The coding region runs from base 1 to 1392 and encodes 463 amino acids. The record is from RefSeq and is a predicted model, not a curated record.
AUGUGGGGCUUUGCUCUGCUGCCAUUGGAUAAAGACUUUGAUGUGCCUCUUCGUAACACCUUAAGGUUGUGGGAUCACUGUGGUUCCAAGCAGAAACCUUCUGAAAUAGGUUUCAUCAUGGGCAUUGAAUUUGAGAAACAAGACAGUAACAUCAUUUCAAUUUUUCUUGAAUUAUGUAGCUUUGAUGAUUUAAUUGGAUUCAAAAGUUCUGUGGAAGAAGAAUGUCAUGAUAUUGAUGAGGCAAGCUUGUGGCUUUUUUGUGGAUUAGGGCAAUUGACUUCUCUUCAAACAUUAAACUUAUUUGUUUUGAGUGAGGGUCCUGUAGGUUCUUCCAAGCAUUGUGGUGGGCUAGCGGAAUUAAACAAGCUAAAUGACUUGAGAGGAAAAUUAGUGAUUAAAAAUUUGGCACGAUUGAAAGAUGCCACCCCAGAAUUCAAGGCUGCAAAUUUGAAGGAGAAGCAACGUCUCAGUGAGUUGAUAUUAAAGUGGAAUUCAGAGGGUGAUGAUGAAAAUUCCAUGGAUAGCCUCCGACCACACGAAAGUUUAAAAUCUUUGAAAGUGGAGGGGUACAUGGGCGUGAGAGUUUCAAGUUGGCUUUCAUUCUUAACAAAUCUCGUUGAUUUAUAUAUAUACGAUUGUAAGAAGUGCCAAUAUUUGCCAUCGUUGUAUCAACUCCCAUCUCUCCGAGAACUAUAUAUUAGAGAUAUGGAUGGUCUGGAGUACAUGACAGACGGGGAUAUGAAUGAUGAGAUAUCUGCUUCACUGGCAUCACCAUCAACAUUUUUCCCAUCCCUUCGAACACUCUGGCUAAUGGAUUGUCAUAAUCUAAAGGGAUGGUGGAGGAGUGUGGAUAAGGGGAAUGAGGCAACAACGACAUCAACAAUAUCAUCAUCAUCAUCAUCAUCAACUAAUCACUAUCACCAACACAUGCCGUACUUUCCGCGUCUUGCUUCUUUUUAUUUCCGGGAUUGCCCUAAGAUGACUUGCAUGCCGCUAUUUCCAAAUCUUGAACAGCUUCAAUGGGGGAAUAGCAGUUUGAAGGCAUUGGAAGAGACAAUAGAGAUGAAUAAUACGGGAGGAAGGGCUUCUUCAUUUCCGUCCUCUUCCUCCUCCUCCUCCUUCUCCCCUCCUCUCUCCAAAUUAAAGCAAUUGUAUCUAACUCUGGACUUGGAGUCUCUGCCAGAGGAGUGGUUUAAAAAUCUAACUUCUCUUGAGAGAUUACAGAUUUUUUCGUGUCCCAAUCUGACGUCACUUCCCGAAAGGAUGAGUCACCUCACCUCUUUACAGACCCUAAGUAUCAGCUAUUGUCCCCAAUUAAAGCAAAGAUGCGAGAAGGAAAAUGGAGAGGAUUGGGAUAAGAUUUCUCACAUCCCAAAUCUUCAUAUAUUGUGA